This is a messenger RNA of Striga hermonthica, 627 nucleotides long. Lineage: Eukaryota; Viridiplantae; Streptophyta; Magnoliopsida; Lamiales; Orobanchaceae. The record is from the annotation of a GenBank genome assembly.
AUGGAAUCCAGUGAUUUUUCGGUGACUAUGAGGCGGAGUGAGGUGGUGACAGCCGUGCUGCCAGUGCAGGACCACUGGCUGCCGUUGUCCAACCUGGACUUGCUCCUGCCGCCCCUCGACUUCGGGAUUUUCUUUUGCUAUAAGAAAAUUGUCGGAAAAGAUGGUGACAAUAUUAACUCUUUGCCAGUAGUUGAGCUUAAGAAGGCCCUAUCUCAAGUGCUGGCGACAUUCUAUCCUCUCGCUGGUGAAAUCGUGCACAACAGCCAGGGAGAGCCGGAGAUCCUAUGCAACAACCGUGGCGUGGAUUUUGUUCAAGCUUAUGCUGAUGUCGAGCUUAAGGACAUAGAUCUUCACCGACCGGAAAAAUCUGUUCAUGGGAAACUUGUUCCCAUUAAGAUGCAUGGCGUGCUUUCUGUUCAGCUGGAUUUCGGGUGGGGCGGGCCGGAAUUCGGGUCGUACCAUUUCCCGUGGGGCGGGGAGACCGGGUACGUGAUGCCGAUGAGUAGCGCGAGGGGGAAUGGGGAUUGGGUGGUGUACAUGCACCUCAAGAGGCGGCACCUGGACCUGGUCGAGGCACGCGCGCCUCACGUGUUCAGGCCUUUCAGUACUGUUGAUUAUUUUGACUAA